Messenger RNA from Pezoporus occidentalis (night parrot), 4785 nucleotides. It is a transcript of the gene SI, whose product is annotated as sucrase-isomaltase. NCBI's taxonomy places the organism in Eukaryota, Metazoa, Chordata, Aves, Psittaciformes, Psittacidae. Gene Ontology annotation, molecular function: alpha-1,4-glucosidase activity; carbohydrate binding. Gene Ontology annotation, biological process: carbohydrate metabolic process. The record is from RefSeq and is a predicted model, not a curated record. Bases 561 to 3710 code for a protein of 1049 amino acids. The transcript is spliced from 29 exons.
GCAGUCCUCCAUGGAGUCAAAAUCAUCUGGUCUGAUAUUCUGAUUCACCUCAACUUUGUUUUAUCCCUGAAUUUCCAUCAGAAUCAGCUUUUCUGCUGAUUUUCAGCUUGUCUGAGCUGCAACAAGAAAACAGAUUGUGGCUUAUUCUGUGGCAGAAUCUUGUAACUUGUGACUGUUAAUGCCAGUAACACAUAUGCCAUGGAGAAAACCAAACCAUUUAUUAAAUACAUAAAUGAAAGUAAGGAUCUGAAAGAUGCCAGCUCAAAAAAAGGGGGAAAUAAAGAAGACACAGAGAUACUUGUGGGUAUGAUAUGAGCUACUGGAUCUGAAGCGUUGUGACUUUGGGUCGAAGUCAUUGAGCUGCUGAAUUGUAAAACGUUGAUUCAGUGGCCUCCCAGCAGCUUUGCAGAAAUUGUGCUUGGAUUGUUCUCUUCCUUUCUGGAUAUCAUUUCUUUUUCAUCUUCCAGGGUGUGGUUUCAAUUCAAGCAUAUAUUCCUGAUGCUGUGUGGUAUGAGUAUGAUACGGGAGCAAAAAUUUCAGUGAGAAAAGAAUGGACUGAUAUGUACCUGCCAGCUGACAAAAUGGGACUCCAUUUGCGAGGAGGCUACAUCUACCCUACUCAACAACCAGCUAACACAACAGUUGCCAGCCGCAAGAAUCCAAUGGGACUUAUAAUUGCUCUGGAUGACAAUAAUGCUGCUUCUGGGAACUUGUUCUGGGAUGAUGGAGAAUCUACAGGUACAAUUGACAGUAAAGCCUACAUUUACUAUGAGUUCACAGUUUCCAAUAACGUUCUAACUAUGACUGCUAUAAACAGCAAUUAUGCUGAUCCAAACAACUUGAUGUUUGAAGAAAUCAAGAUAUUGGGAUCCCUUCAGGAAAUAACAGCAGUUACUGUAUCUCAGAACAAUGUUGGGGAAAAUUUUCCACAUAAUAUCACCUAUUAUCCUUCAGAAAAGGUUGCUCAUAUAACAGGACUUCAGCUUGAACUAGGAAAAUCUUACACAGUACAAUGGAGUCAACAACUGAGUGUCAAUGAAAGAUUUGACUGUUAUCCCAGUCCCAAUCCAACACAAGAAAGAUGUGAACAACUUGGCUGUGUUUGGGACGAAACAUCAGGCCCGGGUAUUCCAUCCUGCUAUUACAGCUCUGACAAUGCUUAUUCUGUAGACCAAGUAGAAUACACCUCAUCAGGUUUGGCAGCCAACCUCAUCUUAAACAGUGCCAACACCAAAGCUAAUGAGGAUUACACUACCCCAAUUAGUACACUACGCUUGGAGGUGAAAUAUCAUCUUAACCACAUGCUGCAAUUUAAGAUCUAUGAUUAUCAAAAUGCACGAUAUGAGGUUCCAGUACCACUAAAUCUCCCAAGCUCCCCAACAAGCACAGAUGAGGAACGACUCUAUGAAGUAUCAGUUCAAAAAAAACCAUUUGGUAUACAAGUUCGCCGCAGAAGCACGGGAAGAAUCAUCUGGGAUUCACAGCUGCCCACCUUCACAUUCAGUGACAUGUUCAUUCAGAUUUCUACUCGUUUACCAUCCCAAUAUAUAUAUGGACUUGGAGAAAAUGAGCACACAGCGUUUCGACGUAACACAAGCUGGCACUCCUGGGGAAUGUUCACAAGGGAUCAGCCUCCUACUUACGAGUUGAAUUCUUAUGGUCAUCAUCCAUUUUACAUGGCUCUUGAAGAAGACAGCAAUGCCCAUGGAGUUCUAUUUCUUAACAGCAAUGCAAUGGAUGUGACAUUACAGCCAACACCUGCCCUGACAUACCGUACCAUAGGAGGAAUCCUUGACUUCUACAUGGUUUUGGGCCCAACUCCGGAACUUGUUGUACAGGAGUACACUGCACUGAUUGGACGACCAGUCAUGCCACCCUACUGGUCUUUGGGAUUCCAGUUGUGCCGCUAUGGAUACGUGAAUGACUCAGAAAUUGCCCAGGUGGUGGAGGAAAUGAAGGCAGCUAGGAUUCCCCAUGAUGUCCAAUAUGCAGAUAUUGACUAUAUGGAAAGGCAACUGGACUUCACCAUUGGCACACGCUUUGCUGGAUUACCAGCUCUGGUUAACAAAAUAAAAGAAGAAGGAAUGAGAUUUAUCAUUAUCCUGGAUCCAACCAUCUCUGGAAAUGAAACCAAUUAUCCUACCUUCUCAAGAGGUGUACAGGAUGAUGUCUUCAUAAAAUGGCCCAAUACCAAUGACAUUAUAUACUCCAAGGUCUGGCCAUUUCUUCCUGAUGUGGAAGUCAAUGAGUCGCUGCCUGAGGAAACCCAAAUACAGCUCUAUGGAGCACAUGCUGCUUUCCCAGACUUCUUGCGCAAUUCCACAGCAGAGUGGUGGAAGAGAGAAAUCCUGGAGUUCUACAACAAUCCCACCAACCCCUCAAGAAGCAUCAAGUUUGAUGGCUUGUGGAUUGACAUGAAUGAACCAGCAGCUUUUCUGAAUGGUGCCAUUGGGGGCUGUAGAAAUGAACUCUUAAAUAUGCCACCAUAUGUGCCUCAUUUGGGAUAUCGGUCAGAUGGGUUAAGUGCCAAAACUCCAUGCAUGGAAGGUCAACAGUAUCUUCCAGAUGGUACCCCAGCUAGACACUACGAUGUCCACUCUCUUUAUGGAUGGUCACAAACAAAACCUACCCUAGAAGGUUUGCAGGAUGCCACCAAGGAGCGUGGGAUCGUUGUCACCCGUUCCACGUAUCCCAGCAGUGGAAGAUGGGCAGGACACUGGUUAGGUGAUAACACUGCAGCUUGGGAUCAGCUAACUGCAUCUAUUAUUGGUAUGAUGGAUUUCAGUCUCUUUGGAAUAUCUUAUACAGGAGCUGAUAUCUGUGGCUUCUUCAAAGACUCAGAGUAUGAGCUGUGUAUUCGCUGGAUGGAACUAGGUGCAUUUUACCCAUAUUCAAGGAAUCACAACCAGAAAGGAACAAGGAGGCAAGAUCCUGCUUCCUGGAAUGCAACAUUUGAGGAGAUUUCCAGGAAUGUGUUGAAUAUAAGAUACACCUUGCUACCUUAUUUCUACACUUUAAUGUAUGAAGCCCAUGCCCAUGGCAGCACUGUGAUCCGCCCCAUGCUCCAUGAGUUUGUAGAAGACAGAACAACCUGGGAAAUAUACGAGCAGUUCCUUUGGGGACCUGCACUGCUCAUCAGUCCUGUGAUGCAACAGAAUGCUGUAACAGUGAACGCUUACUUACCCAAUGCCCGCUGGUAUGAUUACCACACAGAUGAAGAUAUUGGCAUUAGGGGACAGUUCAGUCUUUUACCAUCUCCUUUGGAGCAUAUCAAUCUGCAUAUCCGGGGUGGAUACAUCCUUGCUUGGCAAAAGCCUGCUAAUACAACUUUUUACAGCCGAAAAAACCCCAUGGGACUCACUGUUGCUUUGAAUGACACUCUGAGAGCAGAAGGACAGCUUUAUUGGGAUGAUGGGGUUCGCAUUGAUGCAUAUGAAGAUGGUGUAUAUCUGCUAACAUCAUUUACUGCUAAUCAGAAUGUUUUAGAUAUUACAGUUUUGCAUCACGGUUACUCUGAUCCAAACAACCUGAUGUUUACUGAAAUUAAAGUCCUGGGGGUGCCCUCCAAAGUUACACAGGUGAACAUAUCGCAGAAUGGUGGGACAAUUGCAUCAUCUCAUGCUGUGGACUACAAUAACACCAAGCAGCUCCUGACAAUCACAAACCUUCAACUUGAAUUAGGCAGAAGCUACACCGUGCAAUGGAGCUAAAAUGCCUGCAAAAUAACAUCGCGCAUACCGCUUAAUCUUCUCACUAUUAUAGAACUGUCUUUCAAUUUUCCCACUUUCAUACUGCAUCUGUGUCAUCUUAGAAUACUUUUUAUUAUAAAAACAUACUAGUUAGUUCAUUUUCAUGUAUUAUGGAUACAAAGCAGUCACAUUUCAGUAUUGUUGAAGGCCAACUACAAGGUCUCCAUGCGAUGCAAAAAUCUGCAAUUUAAACAGCAUGGCACUUCCGUAUAACUUCAUCUUUCAAAACCGAGAACUGAAUGUAAACCUCCAUGUUUUUUCAGAAUAGAAUUUCUGGCUGACCUCACGUGUGCCAAAUCUUUGUUUCGUUAAAAAAAAAAAAAAAAAAAAUAAAUGCAGUCGGUGUUAGCUGCAUGGAUUUGGGGCUGUAAUUCUGCCUAUAUUUAAUUCAUCUUAAUUCUGGCUAUGUAAGUCACUAUGACAGAGAAGUAUUUAAGGCCAGACAAAACAAAUGUUUUCAGAUUACUGGUUUAGCCUGAAAUGAUGUUUCAAUUUGUUGAUAUAUAAAAUACUAAGAUACUUGUAGAAGUCAUAGGGUUUCCUUUUUGCAGGGGUGUCAACAGGGUUUUUGUAUGACUUUAGCCAGAUAUUUAUGUUCCCCCGUGUUUUGAUCUGAACAUGUAAGAUUAAACUUGAAGUUUCAAGGUUAACUAAUAAAUGUUGGUCUCUGAGUGUUCAUUUAGCUGAAGGAAAUGCUGUUGUAUGUUUACUAUAAUAGUAAUUCAUAUUAAAGACUCUUUGUAUCCCAAGAGUGCAACAUGUGAUAUAAACAGAUUGGUAAAGUAUGUUUACAAUUAAAUUUGAUGGGAAUAAACUGCUGUCAAAGGUAAUAGCAAACUCUAGCAACUGUGCUUAAGAUUCAUUUAAAGGAUUCCCCUCUGCUUUGAAAUUUCAUGGUAAAACAGCUGAGUAGCAAACAUGUCAUAGGUGGAUCAACGUAAUUAAUUUAUUGAAUUUAUAGAAACUGAAUUUAUUGAAGCUUCCCCAUAAAAUAAUAAUGAAAUUGGCAAUCCAGAGAAAAUGAUCAUUUAAGUUA